Suillus paluster is the source of this 1018-nucleotide messenger RNA. RefSeq names its product ribosomal protein L22/L17. The record is from RefSeq and is a predicted model, not a curated record. Gene Ontology annotation, molecular function: structural constituent of ribosome. NCBI's taxonomy places the organism in Eukaryota, Fungi, Basidiomycota, Agaricomycetes, Boletales, Suillaceae. Gene Ontology annotation, cellular component: mitochondrial large ribosomal subunit; ribosome. The transcript has 5 exons. Bases 56 to 817 code for a protein of 253 amino acids. Gene Ontology annotation, biological process: ribosome assembly; translation.
GCGUGACCCAACGCGCCGGCUGAAUUUUGUUGGCGCUUGCCAGAACCUUUGCAGAAUGCAAGCAGUUGCAAGACAAGUGCGAUGCGCGAGUCGCUUAGGCACUCCGGCGCAGUUCCGCAUAGUAACCUCAUCCCACAUUCAAUGGCAAUGUCAGCGGAGAGCCUCUAGCUACUACAAUCCUUUGCAAUGGAUUCAGGAGAAGUUUGCCCCAAGGGCAAGAAAGGUGGAGGAGAAGAGAACAGGAGAACAGGAGAAACAGGGCCAGCAGAGCGCGUUCGAGGCGGCUGUGAGUCAAGAGAAGGGGGUGCGCCCUAAAACAACAUCGGUCGAAAGCGCUCCUACUGUCGUCAAGAAGAAGAAAGCCACUGAACACAAAUACUCCACAGCUAACUUCAAAAUUUCACAUAGAAAGCUCAAUAUGAUUGGUCGACAGAUAUCUGGCAGGCCAAUUGAUCAUGCUAUCGUUCAAAUGCAAUUUAGCGAAAAGCGAGCCACGAGCAGGAUAAAGAGCAUGUUGGCGACGGCAAAACUUCAUGCUACAGCUUACAAAAAUAUGGAUCCUUCCAAACUCGUCGUUGCGGAAGCCUGGGUAACCAAGGGGCCCAAGCAACUAAAGCGACUUGAACCUCGGGGACGUGGAAAGUUUGGUAUCAGAGUUCACCCCGAUUCGCGCAUGCAUGUGAUCUUGAGGGAAGGGAAGACAUUCGAGCAACUGAAGAAGGAGCAACGCGAGCGGCGUUUGAGAAGAAUAGUCUCUGCAGGGUUGGUUCGGGAGGAUGUACCGCUCAGGAACCCCGCUCGGACCUGGCAGUGGUAGCCGUUUCUAGUCUUGAUUACUCUCUCAGUUGAUAUAUAAUCGUGCUUUUGAACCCUUCCAUCAUGCCUUGCCAGCGCGACCGCUGCGAUGAAUCCGAUUAAGCCCAAUGUUAUUGAUUCAUUAUAUUCGAACUUGGUACUAUGUGCUUAUAGUUAGUACGUACUGCGAUUCUAAAAAUAGUCGGUCAGAAUAACAACACGU